UAAAUUUACUAUUAUCGUGAGUAGCAGGCUUUUCAACUCCAAUACGUUCCAUUAAGAUCAACGAAUACGAUUACGUCUCAUUAUUUCGAAAGAACGAACAUUAUCCUCAUAUCCUUUUGAAUGAAUGUUUCGGCGAUUACAAAGCAAAUGUUGCUACAUAAACGAUAAAUCGGCAUCAAUUAUUGCCGAAUGCGUGUUGUCUACUUCAAAAGAGUGUAUAUAAAAAUUGCGGCAUUUUGAAGCUGCGAAUUGAAAAUUACGUUAAAGCAUCUUCAGGAAAUAUGAAUACUGAAAUUUAUGAGACUUUACCUACAUCAUCUGUGGCUGUACACAUGACAGCAGGUGCAUUUGCCGGAAUUAUGGAACAUUGUGUUAUGUAUCCACUUGACAGUGUUAAGACAAGAAUGCAAGCAUUAACACCAAAUGCAGGUGUAAGAGGUGGAGUAAGAACUGUUCUAAGGAGAAUGGUACAACAAGAAGGUUUUUUGAGACCAAUUCGUGGUAUGAGUGCAAUGGUUGUAGGAGCUGGUCCUGCACAUGCAUUGUAUUUUUCAUGUUAUGAGUUUAUUAAAAAUAAAUUUUUGAAUUCAAGAACAUAUUCUGAAUUGAAUGUAGCUCCUUAUGCAAUUGCUGGUUUUGUGGCAACACUUCUUCAUGAUGGUAUAAUGAAUCCAGCAGAAGUGGUUAAACAGCGAUUACAAAUGUAUAAUUCUCCUUAUCAAAAUGUUAUGACAUGUAUAAGAAAUAUAUAUAAAAAUGAAGGUGCAUAUGCAUUCUAUAGAAGUUACACGACACAAUUGACUAUGAAUAUACCUUUUCAAACAAUCCAUUUUGUUACUUAUGAAGUUGCACAAGUUGUCACAAAUCCUAAUCAUAUUUAUAAUCCAAUAGCACAUAUGGUAUCAGGUGCAUUAGCAGGAGCUGUUGCUGCUGCAGUUACAACACCUUUAGAUGUUUGUAAAACACUUCUAAAUACCCAAAAUGGUGUACAGGCUCAAGGCAUGAAAGAUGCUUUAAGAAUUGUGUAUAGAUAUGGAGGUUUAUCUAGUUAUUUCCGUGGUUUAAAUGCCCGUGUUCUUUAUCAAAUGCCAGCCACAACUAUUUGUUGGUCAACAUAUGAGUUUUUCAAAUAUAUAUUUCAAGAAAAACAAGAUGAUGGAUAUCGUGGACCAGAAGUUGAUAAUGAUUCUUCAAAUGAAAUUAAUCAGAACCAAAGUUCAAAUUCUAGAUUUCAUUUUCUAGUCUUUUUCAAGAUAUGAGCGUAUAUCUCAAUAAAAAUGCUCCAACCUCAGUGUUACUUGGUGUGACAACGAGUUAAGUAUUUUUGAAUCUUUACUGACACCAUUUGAACUGAAGAACUAUUGAAUGGUAGAUAAAAUAUCCGUUUUUUCGUAUUUGGAGAGUUUAUCAACAAUAUUUCGUUAAUUCAUCUACGCUAUUAUUACAUGUAUAUAAUAAUUCAUAAUGAAGAAAUACAUGUAUAAAUGAAAAUCCAUUUUGAGCCAAGUGCGGGACGCAAGCUCAACAGAAUAAGAAAAAUGAAUCAGAAAAUUUCUUUAGUUAUUUUUUAAUAUAUGACUAUUUAAUAAUGUAUAAUUACAAACUAAUGACUGCAUUUUCUAGUACAUUGAAGUAAACGGCAAGUAGUAUUUUACAAAUAUUCACCAAACCAUUAAAACAUUAUUAAUUGAUAUAAAAUCUAAAACAAGGAAUUGUUAAUAUAAUAAAAAGAUAUUUUGUUUUUCUUAACAUACUAUAAAAUACUAUAAAGAUAGAAUCUUUGAAACUUUUAUUGAAUAUCAUAUUUUAUUAAACAAAAUAAUUAACAAUGUAUUAUUUUAAAAAAUUAAUGAAAUACAAUUAUUAAUUAGUAAUAUUAUUUCACAAAAGAUAACAUAAUAUAAAUGUUGUGUAAAUGAUAGUUAUUCAAUAUUAAAUGUACUAUCAUUUACCAUAUCAUUUAUAUUAAUCAACAAGAAAUUCAUUAUGAAAAUUUAAAAAAGAUUAUAUAACAAAUAUGCUAAAUUAUAUGUAAACUAUGUUCAAUUUAUUUAUGAAAUAGUUUAUAUAACUUUUGUUAUAAAAUAAUUUAUGAAUUAUUCGCGUGAAUGUAUUUUUGGCGUUCAUAAAAUACGUGAUAAAAAAUUUAAAUGUUAGAAUAAUUAUUCAUUCAAAGUGAACCAUGUAAUUUUGAAUCAAAAUGAUAUACACAUAUUUUGUAUAGAAGAAAACUGUUAAAAGUAUUUUAAUUAAAUACAGUAAAAUUAUAUUGGUUAAAUCAUAAGUAAAACAAUAAUAUAAUUAUCUUUAAAAAUAUUAAAUUUGAAAAAUAUGCUCUAUUUGAAUAGUAAAUUAGAAUAAUAAAUUUAAUUAGUAUAUUUAAGAUUGUACCAUUAUUGUACACUUAGAUUAAAAAACAAACAGUGGGAUGCAUGGAAAAAUUGAUUAGCAAAGCAGUGUGUGUAGUACAAUUAAAAUAAUACAUUUAAAAUUUGAAAUUAAAAAUUCUUAAUUGAAAUCUCAUAUACUUCGAAUGAAAAAUAUGAAAUUUUAGUAUUCGAUUUAUUAUCAUAAAAUAAUAACGCGGUUCAUCUAAAUUUAGACAAAAUGUAAAUUUACUAAUACCUUCAUUAAUUAUGAAAUGAAACGUUAGAUAAGUCCUACAUAAAAAGGUACAGAAUUUAGACUAUCUUGUAGAACAGUAUAGUAUAAGUUAAUAUUGCGUGUGUACAGUAUGAAGAAACAAAUUAUAAAGCAAAGAAACGGCAAUUUUAUUGUGCAACAAGUACAAUUCGCCUUGAUUAUACAAGUACAAAUUAAGAAUUGCUCCUUAGUCUGUGUAAUAUAAAUAAUUCAUCUAAACAUUAUAUCACAAUAUUGCUUCCUAUGGCUGUGAUUACUGAGUCAUUUGAUGUUGACUUUAAGAGGGAGUAAUAUCAUAUGAAAACUCAUACUUCACGCCAUAUUUAUUUAUUAUUGUUCAUCGCUACCGAUAUAAUAUUAUUUGACACCUUAAAACAUGUCAUUAAUUGUUGUAUACAUAAAAAUAUAUGUAUAAUCUUUUUAUAAAUGUCUUUUGAUAAAUUUUUUUUUUCAAACGAAGAAAAAUAUAUAUUUAAAUUAUUUUUAUGGUGCGAAGAUAUGAUUUUUAACAAAAAAAUAAAAUUUAUAAUAAAAUUUGGCAUAUAAAUUAAUCUAUGCAUGUAAAUAUACAUGUAUAUGUUAUAUGUAUAAUGUAAAAUAUCAAUACACCGAAUAAAUAAACAGUAUUUAAUUCGGUGUUUAAUAAAUGUGCAUUUCGCAGUAAUCUUUAAAAUUUAUAAUAAUCGCGCAAAAUUUAAUUUUUUUUAAUUGUUCAAAUAAAUACUCACUUUACAUAGUAUAAAAAUUAAUAUUAGCGCCUAAUUUUUAUUAAUAUUUACGAAAUUAAAUUUUAUGUAUAUUUGCAGAGAUCAUGAUGACCAAUUAAUUUUUAUGGACUAUUUACCUGAAAAAUUAAUAGAGUUACUCAUUUUAAUUAAUAUUUGCUUGUUAAAUUUUUUAUCAACUUAUAUAUAAAAUAAUGCUCCCACUGAUAUAUUAUUGCAUAAGUUGAUAAUGUUAGCGCACGAAAAAAUAAAUGAACGAUAUACAAUAAAACGUAUUAUGUGUAAUAAUAAUGUAAAUAAAAUAAUUCUGUAAUGUAAAUAAAAUAUAAAAAGAGUCAUGAAAAUAUUA
Apis cerana (Asiatic honeybee) is the source of this 3717-nucleotide messenger RNA. Its product is annotated as mitoferrin-1. Lineage: Eukaryota; Metazoa; Arthropoda; Insecta; Hymenoptera; Apidae. Gene Ontology annotation, biological process: iron import into the mitochondrion. Gene Ontology annotation, molecular function: ferrous iron transmembrane transporter activity. The record is from RefSeq and is a predicted model, not a curated record. Gene Ontology annotation, cellular component: mitochondrial membrane.